Ectocarpus siliculosus is the source of this 1575-nucleotide messenger RNA. The record is from the annotation of a GenBank genome assembly. NCBI's taxonomy places the organism in Eukaryota, Phaeophyceae, Ectocarpales, Ectocarpaceae.
AUGGCGAGCAGCGCCGGCGAUGAUGCCACCCUCCGGAAGCUGUUCGGAGGCGCGAUGGAGUGCCUGCUGCCGGCAGCGUACGUGGACGUCAGUGACCUUCGACAAGUACCCGAUCACCAGGAGGUCUUCGCCAGCAAGGAGGACGGAAUCAGCAUUGUCAUUGAAGUUUUAUCCUUUGAGGCCGACAUCAACAUGGACGAGCAAGCCAGGAAAGACGGUGCAAGUGCGCGACAUUUUUUCGACGAUCUUGCGGCGGCUAACGGGGCGACGAGCUCUGCCUGCGAUUUUUGCGGCGAUCUGAGCGACAGCAUCAUGCCGAAGCUCGCAUCGUACACCAAGUCAGCCCUGGCAGGCCGUCAGACGGUGGCCAAGUUUCGUCAAGACGCUCCUCCCGACGCUGUUCGGCUGUACCUCGUCAACGUCCGGCUACCGAAUGUCGGAACCGAUCUCCUCAUCACGGUGAACGUUCCUUGUCCCGACCAAGACACCGCCGUGAGGACCAUGGCAGGCGCGGAAUGCUUUUGCUCGGGACCGUCGAGACACACAGCUGGCGCGAACGAGGAGAUUUCAACAGGAGCGCCCUUGAUUGACGCGAACAAAACAUCAGAAACAGCCUCCGGUGCACAUGCUGCUGCCGACGGCACAGCGGCGGGAACAGAUAAACCGUUCAAGAGCGCUGCGGAUUUCUCCCCGGAGGCAACUGUAGAUGGGGUUGGUGGUGUGGACAAGCCAGAGGGUUCCGGAGAGAUUGAGGCGGGAGUUGGGGAGGGGAAGGGGGAGAAACAUUCAUCUCCUGGAGGAGGGGACGAUGUUGACUUGGGUGUAGCGGCCCUUCGGACCCUCUUGCAGUCUUUUGCCAUAUUGGAUUGGUCGCUGUUUGGCUAGGUAUCGACCGGGGACUAUGUAUUGCUACACUCAGAGAAGAAAACAAAAACCUUUCGUAUAAUGCUGCUGUUUUCAAUGGGUUUCCUGCUAAAAGAGACAAAAGGAAAAACUGUGGCGAGUGAGCUAUGCAUACGACGAGAGCACCAAGGCUGUCUAUUCGCGCAGUAGCGCACAAGCAUUCCGCAGGCCUUUGUGACGAGCUGGACAAGCCAAGACAAGAACGAAACUACAAAAAAACAGAUGGCUGACUCAAGACGGAAGUAAACGUCCACCAAGCGCAACGAAAGACAAGCGCUAUACCUGCUACAGCAAGAGGAUUGAUCGGUCUUAUCGGCGGUCUCUAUGCCCGGUCGCACACAACGCACAUCAGACAUGUUGUAUCUUGGUUUGUCAUGGUGCCCGACCGCUGCCCUCAUAGACUGUGCUUCCAUCCGUACGCCACUACAGCUGCCAGGUACCGGAGCGGCCUUAAAACGAGACAAAAAAAGGCCAUGGGAACAUGUUUUCUUGGAAAAUUCUGGAGGUCAGAAACCUCUCGGCCCCCAUUUCCAAUAAAAUUGUGUUCGGCUACCCGGGUUCUCCGCAUAAUUUUCCGGAACAUAAUAAAUCAGAAAAAAUCGCGGGAAAAUCAUACACUUGCAACUUCUUAGAAAAUUCCGAACAUCUUCUUGGGCUCGUCGGCCUUGACCU